AUGAAAAAAUCCAUCAUUGUAGUCAGAGCUAUCCUACUCCUUUCUCUACUUGAGUUAUGAACUGCUAGUGGCUGUGACACAUUAAGGAUCGGAACCGAGAAAGGAGCUACUAAUGUCAUGCUAAACGGCAAACCGACUGAAAAAUAUGUACAAUUCCGAAGAAUCAGAGAUGAGGAUGAUGUUGAAGUCAAUGCUAGAACAGAUGACAGCUCACUCUAUCUUUCAGGAAUCUCCUUAGAAAAUGAACCUGAGAUUGGUAUCCAAGUUGAUCGAGAGGCUCUUGCUUCUGUUAGCUCAAAAGUCUCAGCCAUUGGAGAUAAUAAAGAUCAAUUUAAGAUUGAUCUCACCUAUAAAUGCACUGAAGAUUUAAGUGGAGUAACUGAUGUGUACAUAAAAUUCACUCUUGAUGGCGAGAAAUGCACCAAAAUAGGCAUUAGGAAGAAAUGAGGUACCAAAUAUGCAUAUGCUCCAAUAGAGAUCUCUGAGACAUCUUACUGGGGAUUAAAGAAUAAUAUUCUCACUGAUAAUGGAGGUGCUUCCAACCACCCUGAAAACUUGUUUGAUAAAAGUGGAGAUAACAAUGUGAUUAAGAAGAGCAAAGGAUAUCUUAACUUUAGAGUCAAAAAUACUGCCCCUACUGGGUCAGGAACCAGCAUUGAAAUGGACCCUCCCAUUGUAAGGGUCAAGAAUGAAGCUAAGAAUGUUGUCUAUCCAGUCCUAAGAGGAGCAGGUGCAAGAUAUCAUACUCUAAAACCAGGAGAAUACACAGAUUUCAAGUUAGAAUUUAAUUGUAUCAGUCUUGACGCAGAAGCUGAAACAUUAGAACUUCAAUUCAGACCGUCUUUCCAUUCAAACUAUGUCUUCAAAGUAACUAAGGAAUGAGAAGGGCUGACUACAACAGGAUUGAUUAAGAAGAAGUUCCAAGAUUCGCUUGUGUUUGACUUCUUCUUCCUUCUAUUCAUCAGUAUAAUAGUUCUUCUGAUGUUGACCAUCCUACUACGUAUUUACGGAAAUUAUCAAGCCAGGAAAGGGAAUGAUUCCAUUAAAAACUUCUUCAAGAGCGUCUCGAGUAGGGUGAAGUCAGGUCUACAGAAUGAGGAGGAUACCCAGCUAGAGAUGGAUGAGAUAGAAGAUGCUCAUAUGGACACUGACUACGAGUUCAACCCUGAUGACGUGCUUAACACCAACCAGAACAAUAACGAUGAUGAUUUUGGAGGUGAAGUAAAGGUCGAAUUUGGAAGAGACCAAGAGAAUCAGCACAAUCGCUAAGUUUUGUAAGGAGUAUUGUUUG
Molecule: messenger RNA, 1291 nt
Organism: Moneuplotes crassus
Lineage: Eukaryota; Ciliophora; Spirotrichea; Euplotida; Euplotidae
Source: the annotation of a GenBank genome assembly